Molecule: messenger RNA, 1616 nt
Organism: Populus nigra (black poplar)
Lineage: Eukaryota; Viridiplantae; Streptophyta; Magnoliopsida; Malpighiales; Salicaceae
Product: ribonuclease MRP protein subunit POP4
Exons: 10
Coding region: 298-1203 (301 amino acids)
Biological process (GO): tRNA 5'-leader removal; rRNA processing
Cellular component (GO): ribonuclease MRP complex; ribonuclease P complex
Molecular function (GO): ribonuclease P RNA binding
Source: RefSeq, a predicted model, not a curated record
AUAAAUCAAAGCACCAGAGACUUCUCUUCCCCUUCAACCACAGUUUCCUUCUCGCUCCCUCUCUCCACCGCCUCUCGCAGUUCAAGCCGGAGGAAAGCACAGACACCUUCGCCACCAGCCUCAGCUGCCAUCUCCUCCUCCCACAGCCUCCUUCACGCCGCCACCUUGAGUUUGAGAUGGUUGUGAUGGUGUCAAACACACAAGCUUGCUUAAAAUUGCUUCUGAUGGUUUCAGAACAACAAACUCGCUCAAACACAUUCAGAUUUCCUUUUCUUUGUUUAUCAAAUUUUUGCAGCAAUGGAGACGGAUCAAAGGAAAAGGACAAUGGAUGCAUUGGAGAGAAGGUUUGCUGUUGCAAAAGCUGAGUUGGUUCAACAACAGCAAAAGAAACACAAAGUAACACAUCAUGAGGGACAUAGGAAAGAAAAUAACAAUGCAGCCUCUACUUCAUUGCAUCGAGCGGAUGCACCGAAGACUCCUUCCAGUAACUUGUCGAAGAAAGGGAGUUCUUUUUUCUUCGGAUACACUCCAUCUCAAGAUCCAGAAGAAAAUGGCUUAGCAUAUUCACAGCUCCCCCAAGAUGUACACGAAAACCUGUUGACGACUGGCGUCAAGUUCGAGAGUAAAAAGGGGAGUGUGGUCGACAAGAUUUUGCACGAGCUUUUUCAGCACGGUGAUGCAUCUCAGAAGUACAUGCAGGGAUCCAGAAACAUAAAGAUUGAUAACUGGAUCCUUCUUGAUAAUUAUGUACCAAGCAAAUCUACUGGUUCUCAGACUAGAGCUUCACAAUCCAACCCAAAGCAUUCGAGAAGGCACAUGUCUAUGAAGCAACAUAAAAAACUUGGGAUGUUUAAUUUGCCUCAAGAUCUCCAAAAAUUUGAUGUUUAUAAGCCAAUGCAUGAGAUAUGGAAAGACUAUAUGAUGCAGCUUCUCAAGAAAACUGGGAGGAACGAGUUGCCCAAAUGUCUUCUGAGUGCAGAUCUACAUGGCGCUGCUAUUCUAGUUGCUGACUGUAAGAUAAAAUCAUUCACUGGAAUUAGUGGUAUUAUGAUUCGUGAAACUGCAGAAACAUUUGGGAUAAUCACACAAGACAACAAAUUGAAAGUUGUGCCCAAAAAGUUGUCCGUUUUUGUAUUUCAAAUUGAUUGCUGGAAGAUCACAAUGCUUGGGGACAAACUCUCUUCAAGAAACUCAGGCUUGUGAUUUACACAUUGCUCAUUUCAUCUCAGUGAAUGGGGAUGAUGUGCACAAUGUGAAGGUCUAGGCUGAAAUAAAACUCCCUAGUCUGAAUGACAUGUUGAUGGCUAGCACUUGGCCUACCUUUGUCUAUGUGGCUCAAGGUCGGAGGAUUGAAGCCAUGGAUUUUGUGUGAGCUCAGAGCGUGGAAAAAAAGAUUCUGGAUCCAAGUCAACAAAGCCAUGACUGGAGCUUUUUCAUCUUGCUCAUGACUGUCAGGUAUAGAAGAAAGACUGUGCCGGUGCCCUUAUUCCUGUAAAGCACUGUGAGGAUCACAAGUAGUUGAAAAUGAAGCUGGUUAAAAAGGGGGUGUUUGUUACAUCAUAAAAUUGUUUUUUUAAGUAUUUUUUAUUUAUAAAUGUAUUAAUAUUUUUUUUAAA